GUGCAAGUGAGAAGAUAAGAGAAUAGAUAACACUAUUGCUUUUGAACAAGAGUACCAUUAGACUCUUAAAAGUUAAACUUGCUAGCUUUUUCUCAGAUUCUUAAGGUUAAUUUUCAAAAGAAAUUAAGUUAUGGAAGAUAGUAUGAUAGAUAGGCCAAGUAUGGCAUUUGAUGAGAAAGUAAAUAUUAUUGGCAACAAGAGAGAUAGAAAUGGUGAUGAAGAAAUCGUUUUGGGAAGGCUAGAAAAGAGGCCAAGUGGAAUUUUAGGUGUUGAUGAAGAAGGAAAACAAAAUAAUGGUGGUAUUAUUGACACUUUCAUUUCAAAUGUGUUUCACAAUAAGAAUAAUGAAAGUGUUACUACAAAAGAAGAAUGUGAAGUAGUCGAAGACAAAGGAGACAGUUUAGGUGUCGAUGAGAAUGUCGAAAAUGGUGGUCGUGAAGGAGGAGGAGAAGGUGGAGUCGUCGUCAUCAAAGAUUUCUUUUCAAACAUAUUUCAACGUAAUGGAAAUGAUGAUAACAUUAAUGAAGCAAAAAAUGAUCCUGUUAACGAAGUUGUGGACAAAAAGGAAGACGAGGUAGGUACUAUAUAUAUUGAUGGCAACUUCGAAAAUGGUGGUGGUGAAGAACUAAAGGAUCUUAAUAAUGCUGAAAAGCUAGUCGAGAAGCACGAUGUAGUAGUAGGGUCUGAUCAUUUGCCUAGUAAAGAUCUUGAAGCAGGAAACAAGUCGAAAAUGAAGCCAGAUGAUUAUUCCGAAAGAGUAUUUUUCUUGAACAACAAUUGAUCGAAUUAAGUAGAACGCAACUAAUUAAUGACCAUAUAUAUUCGACCUAUGUGGGAAGCUUCGAAGGAGUCCAACAAUAUCCAAGAGCUAGCUUGUUGUUUAUCAAAGAGACUUCGAUACGACAGUUUGGUAGUUUUAAGUUUUCAUAUAUGUAAUUUGUACUAAUCACACAAUAGACUUAUAAUUAGUUCCUGUAAUCCGCGCUAUAUGUACGUUCUUUGUCUUUCAAAAGAUUUACCUAAUGGAUGAGAUUUAAUUAGA
Erigeron canadensis is the source of this 1042-nucleotide messenger RNA. RefSeq lists its product as uncharacterized. Bases 131 to 781 code for a protein of 216 amino acids. The record is from RefSeq and is a predicted model, not a curated record. The transcript is spliced from 2 exons. NCBI's taxonomy places the organism in Eukaryota, Viridiplantae, Streptophyta, Magnoliopsida, Asterales, Asteraceae.